Molecule: messenger RNA, 1537 nt
Organism: Exophiala xenobiotica
Lineage: Eukaryota; Fungi; Ascomycota; Eurotiomycetes; Chaetothyriales; Herpotrichiellaceae
Exons: 2
Coding region: 293-1402 (369 amino acids)
Cellular component (GO): cytoplasm
Molecular function (GO): GTPase activity
Source: RefSeq, a predicted model, not a curated record
CUACAGAUGACUUAUACGAGUACCAUCCCCACGACUUGGUAAACUGCGCCCUUCAACAAUACUGUUAUUCAGAUUGUGGCGCCACCAUCAUCGACAACUCGAUACCAUGACCACUAUGAGACACAUCUAAUACCUGCUACACCUUCUAUCCUCUUACCCGGAUCGACCUACUUAACCCUCUUCACACACUCUCUCUCUUUCGUGACCAGGAAAUCCUCCUCUUGUCAAAAGACCCGAAUAACACGGAGUACAAAAAUCCCCAAGAGACAAAGAUUUGAGCCAGGGCCAAGCCAUGCCGUUCGGCCAGCUCGUGAUCGGGCCUCCCGGGGCGGGCAAAUCGACAUACUGCAACGGGAUGCAGCAAUUCAUGGGCGCGAUCGGGCGCAAGUGUUCGGUGGUCAACUUGGAUCCGGCCAACGACGCGACGAGUUACGAGGCGGCAGUCGACGUGCGGGAACUGGUCACGUUGGAGGGGAUCAUGGACGACGAGGAAGUCGGCCUGGGCCCCAAUGGAGGGGUGUUGUACGCGCUGGAAGAGGUCGAGCAGAAUUUCGAGUGGCUGGAGGAUCGGCUGAGGACCCGCGUCGGCGAAGAUUAUGUGCUGUUCGAUUGUCCGGGGCAGGUCGAGUUGUUUACGCAUCAUGCGAGUUUGCGGCGGGUUUUUGCGAGGUUGGGAAAGAUGGGAUAUCGGCUAGUGGUCGUCAACCUGAUCGACUCAUACGCCCUGACACUGCCGUCAUUAUACAUCUCGACACUACUGCUCUCAUUACGAAGCAUGCUGCAACUCGACAUGACGCACAUCAAUGUCCUGACCAAGAUCGAUAACCUCUCGAAAUACCCUCCUCUGCCGUUCAAUCUGGACUUUUAUACAGAAGUGCAAGACCUGUCGUACCUGCUGCCGAGCCUGGAAGCAGAGUCGCCGAUGUUUGGACAGGACAAAUUUGCCGCGCUGAAUGAGGCGAUUGUCAACCUCGUGGAAGAGUAUGGACUGGUCGGGUACGAGACGCUCGCGGUCGAGGACAAGAAGAGUAUGAUGUCGCUUUUGCGGACGAUCGAUCGAGCCGGAGGGUAUGCCUUUGGCGGCGCGGAGGGGGCGAAUGAUAGUGUCUGGCAAGUCGCGGUCAGAGAGGGAAUGGGGACGAUGGACGUUAGGGAUGUGCAGGAACGGUGGAUCGAUCAGAAGGAUGAGUGGGAUGAGAGGGAGAGAAAGGAGUGGGAGGAGGAGCAGAAACGACGGGCAGAGGAGUGGGAGAGGGGUGUUGAGGAAGGGGGCAUCAGAAAUGAUGUAGAUGGAUUGGAUAUGGGGGAUGACUUACCUAGGAUGACGGGCGAUAGUGGUGUCAAGGUGAGGAGGAGGGAUAAGGCUGAGCCUGAGCCUGAGCCGGGCGAUGGAGGGUCAUGACCAUGGCAGCUGAUAGCGGGUUGGCUUGCUUCGUGGUUUUGGAAAAUGAUUCCACCCUGCUCUCUUGGUCAAGCAGCUUCUGAAGAGACGUGCAAUAGUGUGGUUGCUCAAUCAGAGAUAUCUUCCAUGUCCUCC